GAAGAAUCUCAAACUCAAUCUCACAACAAAAAUGAACUCUCUUCGUGCUGUAGCAAUAGCUUUGUGUUUUAUUGUGGCUUUGUUUGGAGUGUUACCUUUCCCUUCCAAUGCACAACUUAAUCCAUCCUUUUAUAGCAAAACUUGUCCAAAUGUUAGUUCCAUUGUCCGGGAAGUCAUAAGAAACGUUUCUAAGACAGAUACUCGUAUGCUUGCAAGUCUUGUUAGGCUUCACUUCCAUGACUGUUUUGUUCAAGGUUGUGAUGCAUCAGUUUUGUUGAAUAACACUGCUACUAUUGUCAGUGAACAAGAUGCUUUUCCAAACAGAAACUCAUUGAGAGGUUUGGAUGUUGUGAAUCAAAUCAAAACAGCAGUAGAAAAGGCUUGCCCUAACACAGUUUCUUGUGCUGAUAUUCUUGCUCUUGCUGCUGAAUUAUCAUCUACACUGUCUCAAGGUCCUGAUUGGAAAGUUCCUUUAGGAAGAAGAGAUGGUUUAACAGCAAACCAAUCACUUGCUAAUCAAAAUCUUCCAGCUCCUUUUAACUCAUUAGAUCAACUCAAAGCUGCAUUUGCUUCUCAAGGCCUCAGUACUACUGAUCUAGUUGCACUCUCGGGUGCUCAUACAUUUGGAAGAGCUCAUUGCUCUUUAUUUGUUAGUCGAUUGUACAACUUCAGCAAUACGGGAAGUCCCGAUCCAACUCUUAACGCAACUUACUUACAACAAUUGCGCAAUAUAUGUCCCAAUGGUGGACCUGGAACUCCCCUUGCAAGUUUUGAUCCAACUACUCCUGAUAAAUUUGACAAGAACUAUUACUCUAAUCUUCAAGUGAAAAAAGGUUUGCUUCAAAGUGAUCAAGAGUUGUUCUCAACAUCUGGUGCUGAUACCAUUAGCAUUGUCAACAACUUUGCCACUGAUCAAAAAGCUUUUUUUGAGAGCUUUAAGGCUGCUAUGAUUAAAAUGGGAAAUAUUGGUGUGUUAACCGGGAACCAAGGAGAGAUUAGAAAACAAUGCAACUUUGUUAAUUCAAAAUCAGUAGAACUAGGUCUUGUCAAUGUUGCCUCAACAGAGGAGGGUAUGGUUAGCUCAAUGUAAAUGUAGUGACUGGAGCCAAAUAAUAAAUAAGCUAUAACUAGGCACAUUCAUGGUAUGUGUUACAUAUCCUUAAAAAAAAAAAAAAAUGGUAUGUGUUACAUAGUUAUUAGGCGUUUGGUGAACAAUUUGUUUUUAUUUGGUACAAGUUUCUUUUUUUAUGUGAAGUACUCCCUCUAUUCCUUUUUAUGGGAUCUUGUAACGAAAAUCACGAGUAUUAACAAAACUUGUUGGAAUAAUAAAUUUGUCACAAAUAUGUAUGACUAUUACUAAA
This is a messenger RNA of Medicago truncatula (barrel medic), 1361 nucleotides long. Its product is annotated as peroxidase 15. Gene Ontology annotation, biological process: hydrogen peroxide catabolic process; response to oxidative stress. The transcript is spliced from 4 exons. NCBI's taxonomy places the organism in Eukaryota, Viridiplantae, Streptophyta, Magnoliopsida, Fabales, Fabaceae. Gene Ontology annotation, molecular function: peroxidase activity; heme binding. The record is from RefSeq and is a predicted model, not a curated record. Bases 32 to 1090 code for a protein of 352 amino acids.